Molecule: messenger RNA, 3031 nt
Organism: Mustela lutreola (European mink)
Lineage: Eukaryota; Metazoa; Chordata; Mammalia; Carnivora; Mustelidae
Product: zinc finger protein 665-like
Biological process (GO): regulation of DNA-templated transcription
Source: RefSeq, a predicted model, not a curated record
GCGCGCGCGCAGAGGUCUGCAGACCCGGAAGCGGGUUUCGUGGAGCCGAGGCCAGUCUGUGGAGUGAUUGAAUUCUCAAGGCCGAUCUUGUCUGAGGAAGCAGCAGCGUGGACGAGGAGGAAGAGGAAAGGAAGGAGUCAGGAAUGGCUGGCUGUCAGGGAUGGUUGACCUUCAGGGAUGUGGCCAUCGAAUUCUCUCGGGAGGAGUGGGAGUGCCUGGACCCUGCCCAGAGGGCCUUGUACAGGGAUGUGAUGGUGGAGAACUACCGGAACCUGGUCUCCCUGGCCAUCUCUCCCAAAUGUAUGAUCAAGGAAUUACCACCCAAAGAGAACAGUAAUACAGAGGAACUAUCGCAGAGAGUAAAAUUGGAAAGAUAUAAAAGCUGUGACACCGAAGAUUAUGCCUUUAGAGCAGUCCAGAAAAAUAUUCAUGACUUUGAGUAUCAGUGGAGAGACAGUGAAAGAAAUUACAAAGCCAUGCUUGUGACCCUUAACAAAAAUCUCACUGGUGGAAAGGAUCACUAUGGUAGAAGAGAUGCAGGAAAUAAGCCAACUGAAACCACGUUUGGACUAAGCUUUCAGUCACAUCUGGCUGGAGUGCAGAUACUUCAGACCGAAGGGAAAAUUUUUGAAUGUUACCAAGUUGAGAAUUCUCUCAACAAUGGUUCUUCAGUUUCACUGCGUCCCAGAAUUCUUCCUAGUGUCCACACCAACAUUUCUAAUGAACACCGGCAUGAUAUCUUGCAUUCUUCAUUACUCACACAAAACCAGAAAGCACACAUUAGGGAAGAACCUUACAAAUGUGACAAAGCAGUUAAUCCCGGUUCACACCUCACUAGACAUCAGAUCAUCCAUCCAGGAGAGAAACCAUAUAAAUGUGAUGUAUGUGGGAAGGUCUUCAGUCACAACUCCCACCUCGCAUGUCAUCGAAGAAUUCACACCGGAGAGAAACCUUACAAAUGCACUGAGUGUGGCAAGGUCUUCAGUCGCAACUCACACCUUGUACGUCAUCACAGAAUUCACACUGGAGAGAAACCUUACCACUGCAAUGAGUGUGGCAAAGCCUUUAGUGAGUGUUCAAGCCUUACUAACCAUCAGGUAAUCCAUACUGGAGAGAAACCUUACAAGUGCAACGAAUGUUGUAAGGUCUUCAGUCAGAGUUCAGGCCUUGCAAGCCAUCGCAGAAUUCAUACUGGAGAGAAACCUUACAAAUGUAAUGAGUGUGGCAAAGCCUUUACAUAUAGCUCACAACUCACUAACCACCAAGUAAUCCAUACUGGUGUGAAGCCUUACAAAUGUACCGAGUGUGGCAAAGCCUUUAAUCAGAGCUCGCAUCUCACGAGACAUCAAAUAAUCCACACAGGAGAGAAACAUUACAAGUGUGACGAAUGCGGGAAGGUCUUCAGUUACGACUCACACCUUGCACGUCAUCGCAGGAUUCAUUCUGGAGAGAAGCCUUACCGGUGUAGCGAGUGUGGCAGAGCCUUUAGUAUGUACUCAAGCCUUACUUACCACCAGGUAAUCCAUACUAGAGAGAAACCUUACAAAUGUAACGAAUGCGGCAAGGUCUUUAGUCAGAGUUCGAGCCUUCCUAGUCAUCGGAGAAUUCAUACUGGCGAGAAACCAUACACAUGUACCCAGUGUGGCCGAUCUUUUAUUCAGCGCUCAAACCUCACUAGACAUCAGAUGAUUCAUACUGGAGAGAAACCAUAUAAAUGUAAUGUGUGUGGGAAGGUCUUCAGUCAAAAUUCGAGCCUUGUGAGUCAUCAGAGAAUUCAUACUGGGGAUUACAAAGGUAGUGAGUGUGACAAAGCCUUUAUGGUCAGUUCAAGCAUGAAUUGGCCUUAGAGAGUCCACACGAAAGAGAAGUCAUAGAAAUGCAGCAUAUGGGGCAGAGGACUUACACAGGCUUCCCAGCUCCCUAGACAUCGGGAUACCCAUCUCUGAUGAAGCCACGUCAAGGUAAUGUGCACGCUAAGGCUUUUGCCUGUGGAUCAAAACUACAGAACAUCACAGGCCUCAUACUGGACAGCACCCUUGCAAGUGCAAUAAAUCUCAAGGCUUUCUGUCCAACAUCCAUGCCUUUGGUGUCCUGACCGUAUUUAUACCAGAGAGAAACCUGCAGAUUUACUGAACAUCUAAAGGCCUUUAAAGCAACAGUGUGUCCUCGGGGUUCACCAGUUUGUCAUAGAACAAAAUAAUUCAUAAUAGGAAGAAGUCUUACAAAUGUAAUGAAUAUUUUUAUAUUUCUUCCAUGGCAUUCACAACAGAAUCCACAUCAGAGAAUUCUUACGAGGAAUACAAUAACUAAGUCUCAAGUUCUCUAAAUUUAACCUGAGAUAGUACAUACUGCAGAAUGAUUUUUUUUUUUAAAUACUUAAAGCAUACCACAGAAUAAUUUGAAGCCAAAAUGUGGUAAAACUCUAGAUGGAAAAAAGGAUACAUAGACAUAUAGCAAAGGUAUCUAGAGCCUGAAGAUACUAUACUAUGGUUUCUUUGCUAAAUCGUUUCUAGUUUAAAGUAUUGUUUUACACUUCACAUUUAAAGCUGUGAUCAUUUUUGAGCUAAUAUUUGUACAGGUGUGAAGUUUUUGCAGAAAUUUCUUUUGGGGGGGGUAUGGAAAUCAACUGGUCCAGCAUCUUUUCUCCCUUUUUUUUUUUUUUAACUAUCUCUUCAUUCACUUUCCUCGGUAUCUUUGUCCAAGCUCAGUUGGAAGUACUUGCGUUGGACCAUUUCUGGGUCCUCUCUUCUUUUCCAUUGAUCUGUGUGUCUCUUACUCCACAAAUAUAAUGUGGGCUUGAUUACGUUUCACUGUAUUAGAAAUCUAGAAUGAGUGAUUGCGACCACUGUAUUCUUCCUUUUCAGAUGUUUUAGCUAUUGUAGUUCCUUUGCCUUUCCUUAUAACUUCUAGAAUAAUCUUGUUUGUAUCUACAAAAUAUCUUGAUGGAAAUCCUGUCAAACCUGUGUAUCAAUUUGCAGUCAUUUGACAUCGUUUCUAUAUUGUAUCUUCCAAUAAAUGGCUGUGGUAUGUC